Messenger RNA from Monosiga brevicollis MX1, 1311 nucleotides. RefSeq lists its product as uncharacterized. NCBI's taxonomy places the organism in Eukaryota, Choanoflagellata, Craspedida, Salpingoecidae. The transcript has 7 exons. The record is from RefSeq and is a predicted model, not a curated record. Gene Ontology annotation, molecular function: acid phosphatase activity; metal ion binding. The coding region runs from base 1 to 1311 and encodes 436 amino acids.
AUGGGGCUGGUUGGUGUGGCCCUGUUGUUGUUGGGGUUGAUGGUGGGCUGGGUCGUCGGGUUGGAAGAUCCAGUCGGGAUCCAUUUGCAGAUUACGGCUGAUCCGCGGUUCAGCGCUCGCGUCAUGUGGUCGUUGCCGCAGACGGCGUUGCGUGCCGUGCCGCCGACCAGCUGCAUCUAUGGCACUGACCCCUCGGCUCUUGAUGCCAACGUUUCGGCCUUGACGUCGACCUACACCGCGGGUGGCUUCAAGGGGGCCCUUCAACAAUGCGAGCUGGUCAACCUGCAGCCGGCCACCCGUUAUUACUAUGCCAUCGUGGCCAACAACGUUCAGUUCCGCACGCUGCAUUUUACCACAGCCCCGGAACUAUCCGCGCCGAUCCGGGCCAUCAACUGGGCCGACAUGGGAAUCCAGAACCCAACUGCCACCAGCCUGCACACCCAGCUAGCUGCUGCCAAUGACGUGCAAAACGGCAGCUAUACCCUGAUUAUCAACGCUGGUGACACUUCUUGUGCGUUGAGCCCAGGGACAGAAGCCAGAGUGUUUCAGUUCCGAUUAAAUGCCCCCCACUCCCCAGGUGUCUUUGGUCUCCUGCCUCACAGCUGCGUUGUGCCACGCACAGAUGCCGACGACUACAAUCUGGAGGUGCUCGACAUCCCCAACAGCUGGGUUCUGGACCGCUUUUGCUUCUACUAUUCGUUUGACUACGGUUGCGUGCACUUUGUCAGCUUUAGUACUGAGCACGACGUGAGCCGGGGCUCGGAGCAGUGGGAGUUUGUUGUCGCUGACCUCAAGCGUGCCCAAGCCAACCGCGACAAAGUCCCGUGGAUCGUCGCCUUUACUCACCACCCCUUUUACUGCUCCUCCUCGACUGAACCCGGCCGCUGCGGCCCAGAGAUGGACAACUUUCUUGAAGCCUUUGAGGACGUUUUCCACCAAUACGGCGUCGACCUCUUUACCUCUGGCCACAACCACUGCUACGAGCGCAGCUGGCCCGUCUACCAGAAGCAACCCAUCAAAACCCUGCACCGACCCAAUGCAACCGUGUACGUCGUGAACGGUGCAGCUGGAGACAUUGAAGGCACCCAGGGCGGCUGGACUGACAACGUGGAUUGGCGAAAAGACGCGCGGACCAUACGACAAGCCGUGAGCAUUCGAGCCGCGCACAUAAACGCCAAUCAGCGGUCAACAAGGACCUACAACUUGAGCUUCUUGUCGGCACCACCGCUUGCCACCAAGGUCCUGUACAGAGGGCACAGCGACACCGCCCUUGAUCGUCGUGUCUUCACUGGCCGUGAUGAGCAUACGUGA